AUGGCCGUGGUGGAUUUCCUUCUUUCGCCUUAUGCGAUUCCAAUCGCAUUGGUGCUCUAUUUUGUCGUGCCAUAUUUCACGUCCAACACAGCUAUUAGGGACAUUCCAGGACCUUUCCCCGCGAAAUUCACAAGGUUAUGGCUGCUGUUGCAAGCUCGAUUUGGAUAUCGAUAUCUGAGUGUUCAUGAUGCUCAUGCCAAAUAUGGAAAAAUGGUUAGGAUCCAACCAGAUCAUGUCAGUAUCGCAGAUGAUGCUGCCAUACAGGGCGUUUAUGGUCAUGGCAAUGGAUUUUUGAAAUCGUUGGUCUUCAUUUGGUUCGAAGGGGUUUCAAUGGCUAAUUUGCUUCUUCGCAGAGAUUACUACGAUGCUUUCGUCUCGAUUCAGAGAGGUCUGUUUAACACUCGUGAUCGUAUCGAACACACAAGAAAGCGCAAAACUAUUUCGCAUACCUUCUCUACCAAAAGUAUUGGCCAAUUCGAACAAUACAUGCAUGGAAAUUUGGAUCUGUUUGUGAAUCGUUGGGAUGCAAUGUCUGACAAUGCUCAUGGACAAUUUGCCAAAAUUGAUUGCCUUCACUGGUUCAAUUAUCUCGCUUUUGACAUCAUUGGUGACCUUGCAUUUGGAGCUCCAUUUGGCAUGCUCGAAAAGGGAAAGGAUAUCACGGAAAUUCGAAAGACACCCGAUGCACCGAUCACUUAUGCACCAGCUGUUGAAGUUCUCAAUCGCCGUGGUGAAGUUUCUGGAACACUUGGUUGCUUACCACAACUCAAGCCAUACGCCAAACACUUCCCAGAUCCUUUCUUUAGUCAAGGUCUCGCUGCGGUAGAAAACUUAGCUGGUAUUGCUGUUGCCCGAGUGAGCGAACGUCUCGAUCGUGAAAAAGAAGAUGGUCGCGUUGAUCUUUUGGCCAGACUUAUGGAAGGAAAGGAUGAGACGGGUGCUAAACUCAGUCGCCAAGAAUUAACUGCAGAAGCUCUUACCCAACUUAUCGCUGGUUCGGACACUACAUCCAAUACUUCCUGUGCAAUUCUCUUCUGGAUUUGUAAGACUCCAGGGGUUCUCCAAAAGCUUCAAAAGGAAUUAGAUGAUGCAAUUCCUGCAGGAGUCGAUGUUCCCACUUUCGACAUGGUCAAGGAUUUGAAGUACAUGAAUAACGUUAUUCAAGAAACCCUUCGCAUUCACUCUACCUCUUCCCUUGGACUCCCUCGUAUCGUUCCUCCUGGAGGAGCAGAAGUCUGUGGACGUUUCUUCCCAGGUUACACGGUCCUUUCCGUCCCAGCCUACACAAUUCACCGCUCGAAAGAAAUCUGGGGUAGUAACGCAGAUGAUUUCGUACCAGAUCGAUGGGACCAUUUAACCGAAAGGCAAAAGAACGCUUUCAUCCCCUUCAGUUAUGGACCAAGAAGUUGUGUAGGAAGAAAUGUAGCAGAGAUGGAAUUGGCACUUAUUGUGGCAACAACAUUUAGGAGAUAUGAAUUUGAUCUAUAUCAGGAUGUUUUGGAGACGAGAGAGGGAUUUUUGAGAAAGCCUUUGGAGUGUAUGGUGGGGAUUAAGAAGAGGAACAAUAUUUAA
Molecule: messenger RNA, 1572 nt
Organism: Sclerotinia sclerotiorum 1980 UF-70
Lineage: Eukaryota; Fungi; Ascomycota; Leotiomycetes; Helotiales; Sclerotiniaceae
Exons: 2
Coding region: 1-1572 (523 amino acids)
Molecular function (GO): iron ion binding; oxidoreductase activity, acting on paired donors, with incorporation or reduction of molecular oxygen; heme binding
Source: RefSeq, a predicted model, not a curated record